Messenger RNA from Drosophila miranda, 1094 nucleotides. Its product is annotated as histone H3-like centromeric protein cid. Gene Ontology annotation, molecular function: DNA binding; structural constituent of chromatin; protein heterodimerization activity. The transcript has a single exon. NCBI's taxonomy places the organism in Eukaryota, Metazoa, Arthropoda, Insecta, Diptera, Drosophilidae. The coding region runs from base 97 to 855 and encodes 252 amino acids. Gene Ontology annotation, cellular component: nucleosome. The record is from RefSeq and is a predicted model, not a curated record.
ACAUGCAGAAAAAAUCAGGAAACACUUUAAACGACGCGUAUUGUUGCGAGGCAAAUUAUUGUGUACGCAAAUUUACAUCGAACUUUGGCAGCUAUUAUGCGACCACCGAAAAAAAACAGCGGCGGUCAUCGUGGUGGAAAUCCUCCAAAGGCAACACAAAGGGACUCUGGGGAUGCCAGCCCCUCAUUCCAAUCGCCCGAUGAUGAAAAUGCUACCGACUACGGCUUGGAAUUUACCACAAGUCGUCUCAAUCUCCAAAACUCUAACAGUCGACGCACCUCCACGGUGCGCAAGGACGUAUCUGCUGCCCGUCGGACCCGACAGAAUAAGGAGACGUCUGGGGAAGAGAAUCGGCCACCAGAACCAGCAGACCGUCGCGCCGGACAGAGGCAGGAGUCGUCCUCUCAGGAAGACAAUCAAGCUCUGGAACUCAACACUUCAAAUCGCAGUCUCCGUUCUUUAAAUGCCCCACAGCCGCAGCGACCAAGAGCGAAUCCACAGACACAACACGCCCCUAGAGCUGUUUCGCACCGCCGGAAACAGACCAGCCCCGUCAGCCGUGUCGCCCUGAUGCAACAAGAGAUUCAACGUCUGCAGGCGACGCCCAAAUUGCUGAUACCCCGCCUUCCGUUCGCUCGCCUGGUGCGUCAAAUAAUCGUGAAUUUAACCGGCUCAUCUUCGGCCUUUAGGGUUACCCAGGGCUCCAUGGAGGCCUUGCAGACGGCAGCGGAAAUGUACACUACCCAAAGACUCCAAGACGCCUAUCUGCUCACUCUGCAUCGUGGUCGAGUGACGCUGGAGGUGCGCGAUAUGGCGCUAAUGGCAUUCCUAUGCAGCCAUUGUCCAUAUAACUAAUCACAUGCUAAAUAUGCUAAGCUCUUGUAAAACAAAUGAAUUGUGUUAUUUUAUUCUAUUAUUAUUUUAUAUUCGAUUUAACUUGCCAAAUAUGCUAAGCUCUUGUAAAACCAAUGAAUAUAAAACAAAUGAAUUGUGUUAUUUUAUUCUAUUAUUAUUCUAUAUUCGAUUUAACUAAUCACAUGCUAAAUAUGCUAAGCUCUUGUUUAAUAAAACAAAUGAGUUGUGUUCUUUUAUUA